AUGACGCGAUUCACCUGUUUCACAGCAGUUGUACUCCUGUGCAUGCCAUUUGCUGUUGGUAAGAACAAUAAUCUUACACUUGAGCAAACUGUUACAUUGUGUAAUGCUCUGAAGCAGUUCAGGGGACUGAAAGAUGCCGUCCGUGACCUAAAAUAUUGGAUAACUACCGAAUCAUUGAAGAUAUCGAAUGCCAAGACUCGGAGUGAUGAAUAUGUAACUUUGGCUGAGGAUGUCUUGUGGGAGAACAGAAAUGCCACCGAUCCCGUCGAGCGUGCGAAGCGUGUUGCUUCCAACGUUACUGAGGCCGCCAAGAAAGCUGAAACCGCAUCCAUUGAGACUGAGUUUAGGGCGGAGAAUAUUGAAGAGAUCAGGAGCAAUCGUAUAGCAGCGUUAGAGCGCAUGUUGAAGGAGGUGGCAGGACACAAUUCCAAUUGGAGAGUCAGGAGCGCGGCUGAAAAAUGCAAGGGAGCUGCUGAAAGCGUGUCUUCCGAUUCCCUUAACGGUACGCUGUUGGAGUUGUUUAGUACGUUACCUGAGGGUGCUUCGGAAGGUUUGGAGGAUGACACCCGGGAAAGUUCCGGGGAGCUGUGGAAGCUGGAGUUUGUGCUCUACAAUGUCGUUACUUGGAGGUCGGUGGCGCUCAAAGGUGAGUCUACGGUGAAGGAACUGGUCGAGGGAACAAAGGCCUCUAUCACCAGAAAGUACAAUCUUACUCUGAAUCAGACACAAGCAGUGUGUUUGAUGGUUGAGCAGUACAGAGGCCUAAAAGGUGCAGUGGACGCAUUCACGGAGCAAGCUGUGAGCCGUUCUGCAAUGGUUUCUAAAGUGGAGGAACGGAGCCAAGCGGAUGCAAAGCGUCCGGGGGGACACAUGGAUCAGGUGAAGCGGGCCGUUGCUGAGGUUGCGAAAGCAGUAAGUAAAGCACAGAAUGUGUUUAAGAAGGUAAGCAGGUAUGCAAGGAAUCUCAAAAGUAUAAGGGCUCAUUACCUACCACUCAUGGAAAAUACGCUAAGGAAGAUAGCUGGAAAUGCUGCAGAUGAGAAAGCAAAGAAGGCUGCUGAGGUGUGCGGGGAAACAGCUUGGGUGGUGACACCCAAAUCUCUGGAUGAUAUGAGGAAGAAACUUAUGGACAACUUUCCAAAUCUCUCGGAGCGACUGGAGAGUGACACACGUGUGGUCUCUCAUAUGCUUGAAGAUCUGAAUACAUCCACACAGCUGAUUACUAUUGCCAGCAUUGCCGUGCGGAGAAAAGAGGUCAAACUGAAUAAAACGAUGGAGGUGGCUGGAGUUGCUUCUCUGAUCGAGUUUGGUGAAGGUCGUUUGUCUUCAAUGGGAAGUGCAGCAAGCAAUAAGAACCACAAUUUACGCUUAUUAUUAUUUUCCCUUACUUUCACAUUAGUUGGUCUUUUGUAG
Trypanosoma brucei brucei TREU927 is the source of this 1413-nucleotide messenger RNA. RefSeq lists its product as hypothetical. The record is from RefSeq and is a predicted model, not a curated record. NCBI's taxonomy places the organism in Eukaryota, Euglenozoa, Kinetoplastea, Trypanosomatida, Trypanosomatidae. The coding region runs from base 1 to 1413 and encodes 470 amino acids. The transcript has a single exon.